CCCCCAUCCUUUCAUCACCAUUGGUCUUGCCGAUGGUAUCCGACAUCCAGCUCUUGCUGCUCGCUCAGCCAGUGCAAGUGAGCCAGGCAUUCCAGGAGCUACCGAGCAGCUUCCGCGAAAAUGGGCAACGAUCUGUGGACCCUCGUCGUUGUCAUUGCUGCGCCCUCUAUGUUCCGCAAAUUGAACGCAUGGUACUCUUCGCCACAGCCAGCCGCUUGGAAAGCACGAUUCACCCCUGUGGUACCGCUCAGGCCCCCCUUAAGGCAAGGAUCAGAGGAUAGCAGCACUCAAGUAUAUCCGUCACAAUAUGUGGCAUUCUUUCUGGCGUGCAUAAUUGUUUACAUGCACCUUCGAAGCGCUUGGACCGCGACAGACCUCUUCCUUGCAACUCGCACAAUUAUGACGGCUCCAACAUCCGAGCUGAAGUCUAAAUUAGCAUCUAUGAGCUAUUCGGAAAUGGGCUGGAAGGCGAGAUGGGGCGAGGAAGGGUUAGAAAAGCUCAUCACAAGACUGAGCAGCUUGGAUGGCCGGAGAGCGUAUCUGAUCAAUGGUCCUGAGCCUCUCAUUGAAUGCCUCUUCUGCAAAUCGGACAAGCAAUUUGCACAAUACGCCAUCGCCCGCCGCUCCCUAUGGUUUGUCGCACAGGCAUCGCUUGUCGGCGCUCUUACGAUACCAGGCUCCACCUUGCGUUUUUUCGACGAAUUUGCCACCGGCUUUGGCCUCUCGGCGGGCAACUCAGCCUCACCUCAAACCCUUCCGCAGGCAAGAUGGAAUAGCAGCCACUGGCGAAUACCAGCCACUUGCGGCCUCUUGGGAUUAGCAUCCAUUAGGGUGGGGGUACUGCUGUACUACGCAACUGUCAGCUCGGAUCAGAAUCGCAUGAACCAUUGGCACGUCAACUUGCAAUUGUUCGAAUCACUGGCUGCGGCGGCGCUAUACAUCCUGAUCAUUCUGUACCCAUCGCUAGGUCCGCUGCCUGCUACAGCGCACAGGGUGAUUGCCGCACAGCAUGCAACUAUGAAAGCACUGGACAACAGCAUCAUCGGCCAUCAGACCAUGUCCUUCAAUCGCGACCUUGUUCGAAGGCAUCCGGAACUGCAGGACAGGGUGCAACAACAUUGGGCCACCACCAGGGACAGCGCUGUUGCAUCAAUUUCCGCUGCAACUCAAGCCAAUAUCGUGCACAGCACAGAUAAAGCAGGAGCAGAAUCUGAGCGCGCCUCGGCAGAGUCAUGGCUUGCACAGAUGCGACUUGAAGAUCUGAAAACGGCGGCGAGGUGCUCAAAAGUGGACGUAAAUCAGGAAUCAAAGUUGGCGAUGAAUUACGCGAAAAGGAUGUGGGACGGUUCGCUGAUGGACGAUACUAUUGACUCUGCCGCAGAGCAGCACAAACAUCAACCAUAGAACGUCAUAUUUGCUGUUGUCAUUCGUAACCAAUGCCUCCUAAUUCUCGGAGCUUGAUUGUUGUGAUGGUGUGCUGUGCGAGACAUGCAAGGGAAACAUUGCUUUCGGUGAAAGCUGUCACUGCGUUCACUUCUGUCAUAGCUGGCUCUACUGUGUCUGAGCAGAGACGAUAGUCUAGCAACAAAC
This is a messenger RNA of Tilletiaria anomala UBC 951, 1590 nucleotides long. RefSeq lists its product as uncharacterized. The coding region runs from base 121 to 1404 and encodes 427 amino acids. The transcript is spliced from 3 exons. The record is from RefSeq and is a predicted model, not a curated record. NCBI's taxonomy places the organism in Eukaryota, Fungi, Basidiomycota, Exobasidiomycetes, Georgefischeriales, Tilletiariaceae.